This is a messenger RNA of Asparagus officinalis (garden asparagus), 710 nucleotides long. Its product is annotated as heavy metal-associated isoprenylated plant protein 33-like. Bases 117 to 485 code for a protein of 122 amino acids. Gene Ontology annotation, molecular function: metal ion binding. The transcript is spliced from 4 exons. NCBI's taxonomy places the organism in Eukaryota, Viridiplantae, Streptophyta, Magnoliopsida, Asparagales, Asparagaceae. The record is from RefSeq and is a predicted model, not a curated record.
GGUUUGUAAUGAUUGCCAUGCAGCAAUAAAGCUCAUUUCUCUUUUUACCCAUCGGGAGAUAAUUGUCAGGGAUAACAAUCGGUUCCAUUGUUUCAGAGAGGGCUCAUGUUCGUGUAAUGAUUAUUGGUGAAUUAACUCUGAAAGGUGAAGAAAGCAUUCUCUCUCUCUUCUAUAUAUAUGUGGAAGCCACAAAGAGGUCAGAGUUUAUAUACCACUUCUUAUUCCAGCGUUUGCUUCUUUACAUUAGACCUUCAAUGGCUUUGGUAGAAUUAAAGGUUGGCGUGCACUGCGAUAAGUGCCUGAAGGCAAUCAAGAAGGCCAUCAAGAAGAUUGAGGAUAUUGAGACAUAUCGGGUUGAUACAGAGAUUAGCAAGGUCACAGUAACAGGCAAUGUUACAACCGAAGAGGUUGUUAAAGUCCUGCAGAAAAUUGGAAAGACUGCAACCCCUUGGGAGGAAUGUCAAGUUUCUGCAAGGGAUGCAUGAGAGAGAGUUUUUUUUAAUUGACAUGACGAGAUGAUAACAGAGGUGAUUUUUUUUAAUUAAAGUUUUCAUGCUUGAGGAUCCAUUCUUGUUGGUUAAUUGGUAAAAGGUUAGAAAGAGAGAUGUUGAAAGUAGUACAUUGUUUAAGAAAUGACACUCUAUACAUAUGUAUUGCAUUAUGUAUCAUUUUAUAUAUUGAUAAUGAAAAGUACUAUUGUAUGUUUCAAA